UGUAUGACACCCGUAGCUAUAUAAAUUUACACUGGUCAAAUCUGCAUUUAGUUGUAUUGCUGAUAAAGAAGAUCAAAGUUAUUGAAAUGCAGAAGUUUUUGUGCGUGGUAGUGUUGUCGAUCCUUUGUGCAGAGAUGGUAUCUGGUAGGAAGUAUUGUCAAAAUUACCUCAUCAAACGUCAAAACAGAAGAGUCAGUAACUGGGAGGAUGCAAAGUUUCAAUGUGAAAGGAAAGGCAUGUCGCUGGUGAAAAUUGACAACAUGGAAGAGGACACCUUCUUGCGAUCCUUCUUAGAGAGAGAAAACGCUGGAUAUAAUGCUGAUGGAUGGUUCAUUGGUGGUAAAUAUAGCAAUGGCCGAUGGACUUGGUCGGAUGGAUCACCCAUGGUCUAUCAAAACUUUCCUGGAAGUAACCGAUUUACCGCCAUGGCUCAAGAAGUUACUAACUACGCCUUCAUCAUGAAGAGAGGUUAUCAAUGGGGAUACGUGUCUCCUUUUGGGACCCAAAGAAUGGGUUAUAUUUGUGAAAGUACCCGCUGUUGAACUUGAAUUAAAACAUUUCAAAAUAA
Messenger RNA from Magallana angulata, 568 nucleotides. RefSeq lists its product as uncharacterized. Bases 87 to 542 code for a protein of 151 amino acids. The record is from RefSeq and is a predicted model, not a curated record. The transcript has 4 exons. NCBI's taxonomy places the organism in Eukaryota, Metazoa, Mollusca, Bivalvia, Ostreida, Ostreidae.